Paramecium octaurelia is the source of this 408-nucleotide messenger RNA. NCBI's taxonomy places the organism in Eukaryota, Ciliophora, Oligohymenophorea, Peniculida, Parameciidae. The record is from the annotation of a GenBank genome assembly.
AUGAAAUCCCAAUAUGAAAACUAUCUCCAAAUUUUAAGCCUCCUUCUAAAUUAGAAUCAGAUAUUAUCCUAAAAGCCAAGCUAUAUAUAGAAUAUAGAUAAAAGAAAAUGUGUUUCGCACCAAAAAAAGUCCGUAAUUAAAUAUAAUUGUACAUAAUUAAGUCCAAAAUAAACUAUUUUCAUACCUUCUAUAAUCACAGUUCCAUUAUAAAAUCAGUUAUAGUAUCAAAAACCAUAGAAAGCUUACAGAGAACCACUAGUAUUCACAGCUCGUUCUAAAAAGAGUGUUCCAAAUAUAUAUAGUUUGAACCUCAGGAAAACCAAAAUUAUUUUCAAUAGAAAUUAGAAAUAAGAGUUAAAAUUAUUCAAAAAUAAUGUUUCUUUCUUUUCUCAUUGGUCCUAUAGAUGA